CCUCCGACCGCGCACCCGCUCCGAAUCAUGCCGGGCUGUCGGUCUCGACCGCGGUAUAACAGAGCUCUCCUUGUUCCUGUGCUCGCAGAUCUGACCUCCUUAUUAACUACGAGCCGCCAAACUGGGGUUCAUCUCCCCAACUUGCAGCCUUCCGCCGGCCAGUUCUUCGCGUCUCUAGACCCCAUUAACGAGGCCUCUGCUAUCCUGGGUCCCUUAAACACAAACCCAAGGAGCUCAGUGCAGCACCAGUUUCAAGACACUUUUCCAGGUCCGUACGCAGUUCUAACCAAGGACACGCUGCCCCAGACGUACAAGAGGAAACGCUCCUGGUCCAGGGCUGUUUUUUCCAACCUGCAGAGGAAAGGCUUAGAAAAACGGUUCGAAAUCCAGAAGUAUGUCACCAAACCGGACAGGAAGCAACUGGCGGCGAUGCUGGGGCUGACAGAUGCUCAAGUGAAGGUGUGGUUCCAGAACCGGAGGAUGAAGUGGCGGCACUCCAAGGAAGCGCAG
Cyanistes caeruleus (blue tit) is the source of this 510-nucleotide messenger RNA. Lineage: Eukaryota; Metazoa; Chordata; Aves; Passeriformes; Paridae. The record is from RefSeq and is a predicted model, not a curated record.